AUGCAAUUUACUUGGAACCAAAAACCAAAGCAUGGUGUGGGUAUUCUAAAGAAGAUUGAUCGUGUAUUGGGCAACAUUCAGUUUUUAGAUGCUUAUCCAGAUGCCUUUGUGUUAUUUCACCCGUUCCGAGUUUCUGAUCACACGCCUUGUAUUGUUAAUUUCCAUACGAUAAAGCAUAAUAGGCCUAAACCUUUUAAAUUUGCCAAUUUCUUGGUGAAGAAAGAGGGUUUUGUGAACUGUGUUUCGGAUGAAUGGGCUAAGGAGGUGCAAGGUGUGACUAUGUUUUCGGUCGUCAAGAAGCUUUCUUUCUUGAAGUCCCCGUUGAGACGCCUUCUUUUCAAGCAAGGUAACUUGCAUGAACGAGUCAAGUUGUUGAGAACUAAGCUGGAUGAUAUUCAUAUGGCUAUUGAUGCUAAUCCCUCGGAUACGACUCUUAGAGAUUCUGAAUCUAAAUGUCUUCAAGAGUUUCAAGCCGCUUCAUAUGAUGAAGAAUGUUUCCUCAAACAGAAAGCUAAAGCGGAUUGGUUGGCUGCGGGUGAUUCGAACACUAAAUACUUCCAUAACUGUGUCAAAAUGAGAAAUGCUUGUUCGAAGAUGCAUGGAACCCAAUUUAUUGGUGAUAGUGUGUAUGGGGUUCUGGUCUCUCAUUAUUCGGCUUUCUUGGGUAUGGAGGAUCAGGUGGAUUCGUUACCUAGUAAUGUUGCCUUCCCUAAUGUUCUAGACCAAGUUGCGGCUAGUAACAUGGUUCGCCAAGUAACUCGUGAGGAGGUUAAAAAUGCUAUGUUCUCUAUUGGUGAAAAUAAGGCUCCGGGUCCGGAUGGGUACACUUCGGCGUUUUUUAAAAACUCUUGGGAAAUUGUGGGGGAUGAGGUUACUAAAGCCAUCUUGGAGUUCUUUGAUAAUGGUAAGUUAUUGCAGCAAAUUAACCAUACGAUAAUUGCUCUUGUCCCGAAAGUCCCUACCCCUAACUCUGUGGUUGAUUACCGGCCGAUUUCGUGUUGCAAUGUGAUUUUGUAA
Molecule: messenger RNA, 1017 nt
Organism: Helianthus annuus (common sunflower)
Lineage: Eukaryota; Viridiplantae; Streptophyta; Magnoliopsida; Asterales; Asteraceae
Exons: 1
Coding region: 1-1017 (338 amino acids)
Source: RefSeq, a predicted model, not a curated record